UCUUCUACCUAUUUAUUGACUCGACUCACGACCGCAGGCUACUCAGUCGCUCUACUCGCCCCCGUCUACUCUCGGGUCUCUGCGAACACAAGAACGAGGCCGACUCGAAUAGAUACCACAGGCUCCGUCAAGUAACCAGCAGUAAGUAACAGGAUCUACCAUGUCGUCUCUCCCGGCUACGUACUGACUCAACUCACGACCGCAGACUACUCAAUCGCUAUACUCGCCCCGUCCCGUCUACUCACCCCCGCCUACUCUCGGGUCUCCACAAACACAAGAACGAGGCCGACUCGAAUAGAUAACGCAGGCUCCGAACAGACACAUCCAGAACCAUCUCACUUCGACCAUCUCCAAGACAGCAAACCAACAUACCAUGCCUACUCCCUACGCCACAUUCGACUUUAACAUCGACUUUGCCGUUCCCGCCGCAUCCCACCAACUCUGCAUCAUCAAAUUCCUCUCCGUCCAAGACUACCCUUCCACCAUUUGGAUCAAAAUUUUCCGCUACCGCUACGCCCGCGACAUUCGCGUCUCUUUUUUCUUCAUCUUCAUCGUCAACGUCGACAUAUCUGGUCCCGUCAACGUCGACAUGUCUGGUCCCGAGCCCGCUGCUGCUGCCCGUGGAGAGUUCAUGCAGGGUGUGAACGGUCACGGACCUGAUGGCAGAGCUCUGCCCGCUGGCGCCGCCGCUGCUGCCAGAAUGGUUGAUCAGGAGAACGAGGGUGCUGGACCCGGUAUCGAUGCCGACGCUGUUGUCUCGGGUACCGAACACGAGGACAAGAAGAAGUCGCUUCCUCGCCGUAUCAAGGACAAGGUUAGCAUGAUGGCUAGCAAGAUCAUCAAGAAAACCUAAGCGUAAACACGCGGGAAAUGUACAAAUAGAGCAGAAUCAAUGGAAAUGAGACAGAUACCCCUGAAGAAAAUGAACAAUUACGCAC
Molecule: messenger RNA, 938 nt
Organism: Aureobasidium pullulans EXF-150
Lineage: Eukaryota; Fungi; Ascomycota; Dothideomycetes; Dothideales; Saccotheciaceae
Exons: 1
Coding region: 374-853 (159 amino acids)
Source: RefSeq, a predicted model, not a curated record